AUGGCUUCCAUUACAGCGGCUAACCCGGAAAUCGUGUGGGUUGAUUGUCGAGAUCAUGUGCCGCCCAGUGAUGUCUUUGACCCUACUGGCAUCGACCUCGAACGUCUACCGUCGACGCUCAAAUGUGGCCAAAUUGUUGUGCCCAUGGACUACUCGCGUCCCCUGGAUGCUGGCAACAACAUCACUCUAGGUCUCGCUAUGCACCGACCGCCCAAUCCAAAAGGAGUUAUCUUCUUCUCCCCCGGCGGCUCAGAUAAUGGCGUGGUACACGCAUGGAAUUUUGCACUUGGCACCAAUUCUCCGUUUACUCCCAAUUUCUCCGGCCUAGGAGAGUACGAUUUGAUGAUGAUGGACGUUCGUGGUACUUAUAGUUCCAAUCCCCUAGACGUUUCAUUAGACACAGUCAUCCCAUUGUUCGGGCCAUACCCAGCAUCACAAGAUGAGUUCGAUGAUAGAAAAGCGGUCUCUGCUGCUGCCAUACAGUCAUGGAUCGACUCUAGCUCACCUCCUGGGAUUAUCCAACAUAUUGGGACUAGGGAGGUUGUUCAGGAUUUUAACCAGAUUCGUGAGGCCCUUAGAUAUGAGCAAAUCCAUUACUUAGGCGGUUCUUAUGGAACCUAUCGAGGUUUGCAGUACGCAACUACUUACCCAGAUACCGUGGGUCGCGUUGUACUUGACGCAGUGGUCCCCCACGGGAUUAGCCGAAGCCAGCAAUCUAAAGCCGGGAUAAUUGCAGCCAAUCGGGCUCUGGUAAGAGCAGAUGCAUUUUGCCAGAAUAACUCGACAUGUCCCUUGAGGGAUCAAGGCAAAGGAAGUGUUCUCCAAACUUACCAAGAGGUCCUUGAAGCCGCAAGCAACUCAUCAGCAGGUACUCUAUGGGCAAUUCAGUCGACAAUAUCUGGGCUGCUCCAGGGUCUGCCAGACUUCCCUUUGAUCACUAAUAUAAUCUACCAAUUGUCGUUAGACAUCAAUUUCCUGGACACAUUGCCGCAAUCAUCUGUAACGGUCGAAGACGUUGUUGCCUAUAUUUUGCAGUGCGCAGACUUUCCAACUACCGCAACCUUCUCUGAAUUUCAGCAAUCGCUUGCCAAUGCUUUGGCUCACGACACUAACAACUUAGGUCGAACCUCGGGGCUCCUCAUAGAGCUCGCAUGCUCGGCUUGGCCUUUCGACAGGGCACCAUUACAGCGACUCCAUACAGAGAUCCCCAUCCUCCUCGUCACGUCUGACUUUGACGACUUAUCCGCGACCGAAUGGACGACCGAGGCGUUCGAGGACCUCCCCGACGCCCAUCUUCUGGUCCGGCACGGCGACGGCCAUGUCUCUUUCACCUGUCAGUGCUCAGAUCCGUCUGAUUCUCAUCCAAGCUCCGCCGCCAAUGUCAUUGAUACGGGGAUCCUGCCGCAGCAGUCGACGAAUGAGAGCGUGACUGUUUACACACCCGGCAUGGAGAGGGCCCCUGUCCCGGAUGCGUACUCCGUCCCGACAGGAUUCGUGGCCGGGGAUGUCAAUUCGGAAUAA
Messenger RNA from Exophiala aquamarina CBS 119918, 1521 nucleotides. RefSeq lists its product as uncharacterized. The transcript has 12 exons. The record is from RefSeq and is a predicted model, not a curated record. The coding region runs from base 1 to 1521 and encodes 506 amino acids. Lineage: Eukaryota; Fungi; Ascomycota; Eurotiomycetes; Chaetothyriales; Herpotrichiellaceae.